Molecule: messenger RNA, 405 nt
Organism: Harmonia axyridis
Lineage: Eukaryota; Metazoa; Arthropoda; Insecta; Coleoptera; Coccinellidae
Product: cuticle protein 19-like
Exons: 3
Coding region: 30-392 (120 amino acids)
Cellular component (GO): extracellular matrix
Source: RefSeq, a predicted model, not a curated record
ACGUGAAUCAAAACGAAGAAGCAAUUACAAUGUUCGCUAAAGUUCUUGCCGUAUCUGCCUUUGUUGCUUUUGUACAAGCUGGAUUAUUGCCUUCGGCUCAUUCUGGAGAUGAACAUGCCAUUGAUUAUCACGCUCACCCCAAAUACGACUUCAACUAUGGAGUCAAAGAUCCACAUACUGGUGACCAAAAAUCUCAUCACGAAUCUCGAGACGGUGAUGUUGUAAAGGGAUCUUACUCACUUGUAGAACCUGAUGGUACCUUGAGAACUGUCCACUAUACAGCCGAUGACCAUAAUGGAUUUAACGCCGUUGUAGAAAAAUCUGGACACGCUGUACACCCUCAACCAAUCGCUCAUGAAGUACCUGUUUCCCAAGAAUACUACCAUCAUUAAAUUUAUUUAUAAA